Molecule: messenger RNA, 866 nt
Organism: Capra hircus (goat)
Lineage: Eukaryota; Metazoa; Chordata; Mammalia; Artiodactyla; Bovidae
Gene: KRTAP11-1
Product: keratin associated protein 11-1
Cellular component (GO): keratin filament
Molecular function (GO): structural molecule activity
Source: RefSeq, marked provisional
ACAGCUCAAGAACCAGCCUCAGUGAGUUACCCACAUCUCUCCACCAGCACCAUGUCCUACAGCUGCUCCACAAGGAACUGCUCUUCCAGGCGGAUUGGAGGAGAAUACGCUGUUCCAGUGGUCACAGUUUCUUCCCCGGAGGCCGAUUGCCUGAGUGGCAUCUAUUUGCCCAGCUCCUUCCAAACGGGCUCCUGGCUCCUGGACCACUGUCAGGAGACCUGCUGUGAGCCCACUGUUUGCCAGUCAACUUGCUACCAGCCAACUCCUUGUGUCUCCAGCCCUGUGCAGGUGACCUCUCGGCAAACCACCUGUGUCUCCAGUCCCUGUUCGACGACCUGCAGCCGGCCACUCACCUUUAUCUCCAGUGGCUGUCAGCCUCUGAGUGGCGUCUCUACUGUGUGCAAGCCAGUGAGAAGCAUCUCCACUGUCUGCCAACCGGUGGGAGGAGUCUCCACCAUCUGCCAACCUACCUGCGGGGUCUCCAGGACGUACCAGCAGUCCUGCGUGUCCAGCUGCAGAAGAAUUUGCUAAGUUCAGAAGCCCACGAGUGAAUCAAGAUUCCAUGACCUGCCAGCUGCGUUUCCAGGAUCUUCCGACAUGCUGCCUGAGUGACUUCAUUGCUGACCCCUGUUCUAACUGCCUGAUUGCUGGCUGCCAGCCCUGAAUAAGCCGCCUUUGGCAAUCUAAUAUUUGGCCGGCACCAAUCUUAUUUUAAGGGUUUGAUGACUGGUGGCAUGUAUACCUCUGGAUGUUUCUAGAAAUGUACCACUCACGCCCCAGUCUCUAAGGGUUUUGGCAUGUUUUGACCUUGCUGCUUUGUCUUCUGGCUUCUGCUUUUGUGCCUUGGAAAAGGGAACUUGUCUUGC